This is a messenger RNA of Eleginops maclovinus (Patagonian blennie), 5086 nucleotides long. It is a transcript of the gene gabrzb, whose product is annotated as gamma-aminobutyric acid receptor subunit pi. The record is from RefSeq and is a predicted model, not a curated record. The transcript is spliced from 10 exons. Gene Ontology annotation, biological process: signal transduction; nervous system process; regulation of membrane potential. Lineage: Eukaryota; Metazoa; Chordata; Actinopteri; Perciformes; Eleginopidae. Gene Ontology annotation, molecular function: chloride channel activity; extracellular ligand-gated monoatomic ion channel activity; GABA-A receptor activity. Gene Ontology annotation, cellular component: synapse; GABA-A receptor complex; plasma membrane. The coding region runs from base 272 to 1654 and encodes 460 amino acids.
UCCAUACUGUGCGUCAUUGCGCAGUAGCGCGUCCAGUACACAGCAGUUAAUGGGAAUCCGCUGACGGAGCACAACCAGUUGUGUGCGCGGAUCAGCAGGUGCUGUCUUUGGAACUGGAUAGAAGUCACGGUUGCAUCCACGGCGAUCUGAGGGGAAAUUCUUACCGCACGGACUCUUAAUUCCAGGAUGAGCUGUCGUUUAUGACACGCUCACCACGGCGUUCGACAAUAACAGAUAAACUCCACCUGGCAUCUCGACUCGUUUGGCAGCCAUGGCUCUCUAUGUAUCCGGAGGGGCCCUGUUCACCUUCCUCCUCGUUUGCAGGUUGUUGGAGAGCUCGAUGCUCAACGCAGAAGUGAAGGAAGGAGAGAUUCUGCCUCCCACCAUUCAUAGGCUGAUGAAAGGAUACAACAAGUACCUCAGGCCUUUCUUUGACAAUGGUCCUGUAACAGUGGGUAUGAGCCUGGACAUUGCCAGCAUUGACACCAUCUCAGAGAUCAAUAUGGACUACACCGCCACCAUCUUUCUCCGCCAGCGCUGGACCGACGAGCGUUUGGUGUUUGAAGGCAACAAGAGUCUGAGCCUCGACGGGCGGCUGGUGGAGCUGCUCUGGGUCCCUGACACCUUUAUCGUGGACUCCAAGAAGUCUUUCCUCCAUGACAUCACCGUGGAGAACAGGCUGAUACGCAUCUUCCCCAACGGGACCGUCCUUUACGCUCUGAGGAUCACCACCACCGUGGCCUGCAACAUGGAUCUGACCAAGUAUCCCAUGGACAAACAGACCUGCACGCUACAACUGGAGAGCUGGGGUUACAACAUCAAUGAUGUCAUGUUCUAUUGGACCAGAGGAAAUGAGUCUGUCAGCGGAUUGGACACCCUACAGCUGGCCCAGUACACCGUAGAGGACCACUACACUUCUGUCUCAGAGGCCGUCUAUGAAACUGGCAACUACCCGAGGCUGGUGUUCCACUUUCAGCUGAAGAGGAGCAUUCUGUACUUCAUCCUAGAAACCUACGUCCCCUCCAGCCUGCUUGUUGUCCUCUCAUGGGUUUCCUUCUGGAUCUCUCUGUCCUCUGUUCCAGCACGCAUUUGUAUAGGUGUGACCACGGUCCUGACCAUGACCACUCUGAUGAUGGGAGCCCGGACGUCACUGCCCAAUGCCAACUGCUUCAUCAAGGCCAUCGAUGUUUACCUGGGAAUCUGCUUCAGCUUCAUCUUCGGAGCACUCAUCGAGUAUGCCGUGGCCCACUUCUGCAGCCUCAGUCACAUGGACUCACACAUUCUCAUGCAUUACGGCCACCACAUGCACGACCUGGACGACGAAAUGAACGGCAUCAUCACCACCAUCUCCAACCACAACAGGGCCAAGAGACGCAAGGAGGCUGCCGCAACUCCGACCCCACCUCCCGCCUCCCUAGAACUCACUGUGAGCCCGUCCAGCCCCUCGGGCAGUGAGCCAAAGCCCGAGGCGCCGCUCCCGGAGCCCAGCCACUGGUGCCUCACUGCUCUGGCCACGGUCCGCAAAGUGCUCCGCUCCUUUACAUGUUGUCAUAUAGAGAACCCCCACCACAUAGACAACUACUCCAGAGUCUCCUUCCCACUCUCUUUUGUCAUGGUUAACCUGCUCUACUGGACAUAUUAUUUGUACUUUUAGCAUCCGCUUGAGUGCAGCCUGUGUCAUAAAGAGUGAAACGGAUAGUUUAUCUAAACAAGAAGUGUAUUUUACUGUAUGUAUGUACAGUAAGCGUUAUUUAGGUGUGUUUUGAGAUGAGUGUGUACAAUUUCUGCAUUUGGAUUCAUGAGCGACGUGAAAUUCUCAGAUUUUCAGGGAAAUGCUUAUGAUUACAGCUCCAUUUUUUUAUAUUAAUGUGAACUCAGAUGGAGCCAUUGCUUUAAAUUUCAUGCGGCUGGUGUUGGUUAAAAAUAGGUUAAUUUAACACUGGCAGGGUAAGAUUUGAUCAAUGCUGAUAUACUUUGAGAUAGAAGGAAAUUGCUUGCAAUGGAAAACAGGGCCGGUCUGCCUCGUUUGUUCUAUGGUACAUUGAUUUUAAGUGUAUCUCCGUGCAGGUUGUUACUGUCAGACAUAGAGAGGAUGGAGCUGUAAUCUAAGGCUGUAUGACAGAAUAUGCAUUGCUGAUAGAGAGCAAAGGCCUGUUUUCUUUUUUUCUCCUGUGAUAAAUUGAUUAUUUUUACAAUGUCAUCUUCCAUUUCUGCCUGCAGAUGUGAAAUUUAGAUGGAAAUAGCUAAAAUAAUGGAUGAGAGAAGAGUGAUUAAAAGAGAUACUAGAGAAAUAACUCAACAGAUUGGUUAGAAAAUAUAAACCAGGCUCUCAAGGACGGACACUUCCAUUCUCUGUUGAAAUAUCUCUUUGUUCUUUAUACAUCUAAGAGUUAUUUUUAGUUUACUACGCAGUGCUGUCUCUCUAUGCCUGCAUUUAUUUUUUUCAUUGACACUAUAAAUGUGGUGGCCUUUGAUCCCUUCAGUUGUGUUCUUAAAAUCUCGCCACUGUAAGCGUGAACAGUAUUCGUACACGUGUCUUAGGAAGGAAGGGAAUGAAACCACAAUAUGUUAAACAAAAUAGGUAUAAUCAGUGAAUAACCAUAUGAAUAAAUAGACAAGUAUGGUGAAUUUAUUCAACACAUUCUGAAACAGUUUUUCAAUAUUUUUACUUCAUAUUAUACCCUUUAUUUGUAUGAUUUCAAACCUACUUUUUUUAUAACAACAUUUACCAAACAUCUCAUUUUUCAUAAUUUUUAAACGCUUAGCUUUCCUAGGCAAGGUUCACCUGUCAUCACCAAAUGUUGCUAGCUCCUGCGAGCUUGUUACACAAACUUGCUAAAGUAAUUCUAAAGCAUCUAGUUAGCUUCUGCUGCUCCUGCUGCUGCUGGAAAAACAGUGCCAAGAACAGGAGCUAACCUUACCUAGUAUUUGAUUUGACAUGGCUAUAUUAUAGGAUAGUUACCUACCUAUCAAGCUAACUAGAAAAAAGGUUGUUAGGUAGUUAGAAAACUAUGGAGCCGGUGUUAGCAGGCUCGUUAUUAAUCCUUUUUUUAAAUUGAGAGGCGUCCCCCUUGCAACCUUAAUUCACAAAAAAAGCAUGGGGACGCGAAAGAACAAGUAAAAACCCACAGGCAUCGUAGCUUUAGCGAUGGUGAUAGUUUAUGAUGUCACUAAGCGACUUUUGGUCAUGUAGCAUUACAUACAGUUAAACAACAAAAUGCACAAAAUAAAAUGAACAAAUAUCAUGUGUAGGCUAUGUCCUGAAACCUUCAAAAGAGAGCUUAUUUUUCUCUAGCUGUUAACAUCUGUACAUAUUUUGGGGGAAAUAAGGCCCAAUUAGAAGGUAAAAUGUGUUAGUUUAUUUUUUGUUUAAGGUUGUUCAUUCAUAUGAUUGUGUAUAUCGUUAUGUUUUAUUUAAGAAUUUACUACUAACACUCUCCAUACUAAUUGGCCAGGUGUUAUUCAAAAUUGUGGAUACACACCUAGAAAGACAGGUAAUAGAGAUUCAUGUAGCACUCUUCAUGGUCUGCUGGUAGUGUGUCUCAGUGUGCUUUUGUAAAACAUAAAGCAGUAGUCAGACCUAGAUGUGGUAGACUUUGUAGAAUGAUUUGAAUACGAAUGAAAUUGCCGAAAUAUUUCCAUACGAUGUCAUCAUCUGAGCAUUAUCCAAAUGGAGAACGGCCUGGAUAUGCUUACGCUUCAAGUAUUGCUUCUCUGCUCAGUUUUUUAUGCCAUCAUAUUUCACUGUGUGAAUUUUGAGUCUUUUAGUUCAGGUGAUGCAGUAUGUUUGCUACCAAUGACGUGAACCAAAGAGCCAAAGAUUACAAUUUGAUUUCUUCUUUGUUUCCCUUUAGUUCCUUAACUAGGAGAUCUUGAAGUGCAUUUUCAAAUGUUACUCAUGUUCGUUAUUGAUAAGAUAACUUUGAAAUAGCAUGCAGUCAAUAAGCAGAUAAACAUGACACUUUCACAUAGGUAUUUCAGAUAGAAACAGGAUUCAGUUUAACAACAGUGAUGCAUGAUUAUUUAUUGAUGUAUUCAAUAUUACUGUGACAUACACUCACUCAUUCCAUUUCAAUUUUAGGAACAUUCGAUGUGUAUUCAACAUAGGCUGAAUUGGUUAAAUCUUGACGUCAUAGUCAUGGCCUUUUAAAUCGUUUAUUUUCCUUUUUAUCUGCAUUGCUUCUGCAAUUUACAAACAAUUUGACUGCUUUCCUUGCCUGAUGAUAAUAGAACAGUAGAAUUUAUGUUGGUUUAUGUUCUUCCUGCAUGGUUUUCAAGUGCAACUUCUUGUUUCUUCUGCUUUGCUCAGUUUUGAAAUAUGAUGGAGAAGACUCAUCAUAAAAUGCUCAGUUGAGGCUAUUGACGGGACCUGAUUGGUAAUAAAGCCAAAAGUGGUGACAAAGUGCAGGACGUUCAAACUGUGAUAAGAAAUUGUCACUUACAGUGUUCAUUGCAUUUGAGCUUGGUCUGCUCUGGGAAUGUCAGUGAGCACUGACCAACUAAAAAGGUUUAUAUAGUUAGAACAAGACGGUCAGGUUUUAUACAACAUGCCUGCAGUUGUAGUUUUUAUAGCCAUCUUCUCAGUGAAUGGUACAAGAAGUAAAGGCCAAUAUGGAGCCAAAUAAUCACAAGAGCAACCGCAUAGAACAUUUUACUCACUCGGUGAUGAAGUCCAUACACAAAGCUCAAGAGAACCAAUGGCUCCACGGUCGCUACUGUAUUAUCAGUGCUGCUUUGCUCUGACUGGUCAGCAUUUAGAUGGUAACAAAUACCCUAGGAAGAUGGAAGUACUUCAGAAUUAAAGCUAUGAAAUGGAAUAUUAUGGGAUAUGGGACUUUAUGCAACAGAAAAAUGGCUACCGUUGGACUGCCCUUACUUUCCUGUUGUGUGGAGUGUCUAAUAAUGCCUCAAGGUGAUGUUGGCUUCCAACCUCACAGCUCCUGGGAAAAUCUUCAUGUGAAAUGUAUUUCUAUACUAUGCUAAUACAGGCAUCAGUUUGCUUAACAUGUUGUAAAUAAAUAGUAACACUGUGCAUGUUUAUUUGGUGUAUGAAUAUGAAUGAUAGCAAUAAAAGAGGUUUAACGUG